Messenger RNA from Uranotaenia lowii, 925 nucleotides. RefSeq names its product trypsin-1-like. The transcript has 3 exons. Lineage: Eukaryota; Metazoa; Arthropoda; Insecta; Diptera; Culicidae. The record is from RefSeq and is a predicted model, not a curated record. Bases 35 to 838 code for a protein of 267 amino acids. Gene Ontology annotation, molecular function: serine-type endopeptidase activity. Gene Ontology annotation, biological process: proteolysis.
CCUCUUCACUUGUUCGUCUAACGAAAGGUAUAACAUGGCUUUCAAGUUGACGGUUACGUUCCUCCUUCUGGUCAGCUUGGCCCUUGCUUCCUGCCGAUCCGCACCAAGGAUCGUUGGAGGAGAAGAAGCCUCGGCCCACGAGUUCCCGUACCAGAUCUCGCUCCAAUGGGUCUACAACGAACCUGGCAAAGAAACUAUGCACUUCUGUGGAGGAUCCCUGCUAGAUGAGUUCCACGUCCUUACUGCGGCCCAUUGUAAACUUUCGCUAUCGGCAAAGGGAUACAUCGAAGUGGUGGCAGCUGAACAUGACACUUCCGUGACCGAGGGCUCCGAACAACGCCGAAUGGUGGAAAGCUUCACUAUCCAUGAAAAUUACGAUGAAGGAGUUGGACCCAACGAUAUUGCCGUCAUUCGUGUUACGGAACAGUUCAACCUGAACGACAAGGUGGCUCCUGUUCAGUUGCCCAAAGCAUUGGAGGAAUUUGAAGGCGAAGCUAUGCUGAGUGGAUGGGGAUCCGUUUCCACAACUCAGUUCCCGUCAUACCCGGAUGUCUUGCGUAAAGCAUCUCUCCCAUUGGUCAGCUACAAGGAAUGCCGCCGCGUUUGGGGACCUGGUCCGCUUGCUGAGACCAAUGUCUGCGCCGGACCAGCUGACGGAUCCAAGAGCGCCUGUUCCGCCGACUCUGGUGGCCCUCUGGUCAAACAAGUAGGCGAUCAGAACAUCCAAGUUGGUGUCGUUUCCUGGGGUGCUAUCCCGUGUGGACAACCCAAUCGUCCGACAGUUUUCGUCUCGGUUCCUCACUUCGUCGACUGGAUCGAAGAACAAUGCCGUCAAUAAGAGAGCUAUGUUUGGCCCUUUUGCUUAGAUAUUUCAUUUGAGAACGAAAUUCAAAACGAGUUUAAAUAAAUUCAAAAUUUGAACAAA